AAUAACUAUUAAUCAAAGCACAAUAUAAUAAGUACCAUAGGAAAGCCACAAUCAAGUGUUGUUAUGGAGGAUGAGAGGAAGAAAGCAAUAUAUUGAAUAGGUGCAACCUCAGUCAAAAUGAGACCUGUUGAAGAACUUAGCUUUAAAAAGCCAAGUUCUCCUACUACAUCCAAGACCAUCUCCCAUCAUUCAAUUGUUCCCUAUGGGCUAUAGUAUCAAAUCCAGACUCCUUACAUCUAUUUGUAGAUGUCGGCCCAACCUACUUUUGCAAUUUUAUCUCCUACUUUUUUCCUGUAAGUCCCUGCUGUUCCAGACCAAAUAGACUGCUUCUUGUUACUCAAAUAUGCUUGCAUCUAUAUGCCCCCAUGCCUUUACAUCUGCUUCUACGUCCACCUGGAAUGCCUCCUCUCAAGUUUCUUUCCUUUUAAAAUUCUAUUGUCGCUUCAAGUUCCAGCUCAAAUGCCAUUUUCCUCAAGAAUCUUUCUCUUCCCAUGUAUAGUCCUCUCUUCCCAAACUAGAUUGCUCCAUCCUGAAAAACCUGGAAAGACUUACAUGAACUGAUGAAAUCAGGAAUUUAGAGAAUGGGCUGUGUCCAAUGUAAGGAUAAAGAAGCAGCAAAACUGACAGAGGAGAGGGAUGGCAGCUUAAACCAGAGCUCUGGCUAUCGCUAUGGGACAGACCCCACUCCCCAGCACUACCCUAGUUUUGGCGUGACCUCCAUCCCCAACUACAACAACUUCCAUGCAGCCAGUGGCCAAGGGCUGACUGUCUUUGGAGGCGUCGGUUCUUCUUCCCACACCGGGACCUUGCGGACAAGAGGAGGAACAGGUGUAACCCUUUUUGUGGCCCUUUACGACUAUGAGGCACGAACGGAAGAUGACCUGAGUUUUCAUAAAGGAGAAAAAUUUCAAAUACUCAACAGCUCUGAAGGAGACUGGUGGGAAGCCCGUUCCCUGACAACAGGAGAGACUGGCUAUAUUCCCAGCAAUUAUGUGGCUCCAGUUGACUCUAUUCAAGCAGAAGAGUGGUACUUUGGAAAACUUGGUCGCAAAGAUGCAGAAAGACAACUCUUGUCCUUUGGAAAUCCACGAGGUACCUUUCUUAUCCGAGAGAGUGAAACCACCAAAGGUGCCUAUUCACUUUCUAUCCGUGAUUGGGAUGAUAUGAAGGGAGACCAUGUCAAACAUUACAAGAUCCGAAAACUUGACAAUGGUGGCUACUACAUCACCACAAGAGCCCAGUUUGAAACUCUUCAGCAGCUCGUCCAGCAUUACUCAGAGAGAGCUGCAGGCCUUUGCUGCCGCUUAGUAGUCCCCUGUCAUAAAGGAAUGCCGAGGCUUACUGAUCUGUCUGUCAAAACCAAAGAUGUCUGGGAAAUUCCACGUGAAUCCCUUCAGUUGAUCAAGAGACUGGGAAAUGGGCAGUUUGGGGAAGUAUGGAUGGAGAAAGCUGAUGGUUUGUGUUUUAACUUAACUGUGGUUGCCUCGAGUUGUACUCCACAAACCGUUGGAUUGGCUAAAGAUGCAUGGGAAGUUGCACGGGAUUCAUUGUUACUGGAGAAGAAGCUUGGUCAGGGGUGUUUCGCUGAAGUGUGGUUUGGUACCUGGAAUGGGAAUACAAAAGUGGCCAUCAAGACUCUUAAGCCUGGCACAAUGUCUCCAGAAUCCUUCCUCGAGGAAGCCCAGAUCAUGAAGAAACUGAAGCAUGAUAAACUGGUCCAACUUUAUGCUGUGGUGUCUGAAGAGCCAAUCUACAUUGUCACGGAGUACAUGAAUAAAGGGAGUUUGCUGGAUUUCCUAAAAGAUGGAGAAGGGAGAGCCCUGAAAUUGCCUAACCUGGUGGACAUGGCUGCACAGGUUGCUGCAGGUAUGGCUUAUAUUGAGCGGAUGAAUUACAUUCAUAGAGAUCUGCGAUCAGCAAACAUUCUGGUCGGGAAUGGGCUCAUAUGCAAGAUAGCUGAUUUUGGAUUAGCCAGAUUGAUUGAAGACAAUGAAUAUACAGCAAGACAAGGUGCAAAGUUCCCUAUCAAGUGGACGGCCCCAGAAGCAGCCCUCUAUGGAAGGUUCACUAUCAAGUCUGACGUGUGGUCCUUUGGAAUUUUACUCACAGAGCUGGUAACCAAAGGGAGAGUUCCCUAUCCAGGCAUGAAUAACCGUGAAGUUUUGGAGCAAGUGGAACGUGGGUACAGGAUGCCGUGUCCUCAGGACUGCCCUAUCUCCUUGCAUGAGCUUAUGAUUCACUGCUGGAAAAAAGAUCCCGAGGAGCGCCCUACCUUUGAGUACUUGCAGGGUUUCCUGGAAGACUACUUUACUGCAACAGAACCCCAAUACCAACCUGGUGAAAACCUGUAAGUCAUAUGGCCUGUCUGCAGAAAACAUCCUCCAGGUGGUCAUUUCCCCCCCUUUUAGCUUCCAAUUCAGUAGCUCGCUGCUCUUGGAGCAGUGUGGAAUCUUCCAGGACCAGAGUGCAUGUGAGUCUGAAGUCUGAACAACCACACCCCUCAUCGAUGACCACUUGUCCCCAAAUCUGAAUGUCCUCUGUGAAGAAUAAGAGACACAAACUUGUUAACUUCUCAAGACUUUUGAAAAUGCAUUGUAUCGAUGUUAUGUAAACGGCAAAACCUCUAUUCAGUGUAAAUAGUUACUCAGUGCCAAUAACUGACCCUAGUGCUUUCCUUUUUUAAAUGCAAAUCUUAUGUGAUUUUAACUCUGUCUUCACCUGAUUCAACUAAAAAAACGAAAAGUAUUAUUUUCCAGAAGUGGCCUCUUUGUCUAAAACAAUAAACUUUUUUUUCAUGUUUUAACUAAAGAAAAUCAGGACAGGUGUUCGUUUUUUGUUUUUUUGGGUUUUUUUAAAUAAAUAUAAAUAUAUAAAUAUAUAUAUAUAAUAUAUACAUACCUGUACAUACAGUAUGUGGGUACUACUGCAGAAAACUUGUUGCCAAACAACGGGCCGCAUGGUUGCAGUACCCAGAGAGUGAUAAUUUUACUGCAAACAUUAAAAAAGAAAAAAAAGAAAAAAAAAAGGCAACACUGGUGUUAUUCUGAAAACCAGUGGUCUAAUUUUUGGCUUUUGCCAAGCAUGAACUUUUUUUAAUUGGAUUGCACUUUUUUGUUUGUUUGUUUCUGACUGUACCUGUAGAUGGUUGUAACUUUUACUCCUUUCAGGAACCACGUGCUGGAUUUAUGGUUGUUUCCCAAUGUUUGACAGCCAUGUUUUACAGGAUUUGUUCAUCAAACAAGAGUGAACCUCUUAAAGCAAGAAAACACACCAUAUGACCAGCCAAACUGGAAGAUAAAUGCUACAAGUACUCCUUGUAAAAAAAAAAAAAACUGUAUACUGAAAUAAUUCAAAAGAAAAUUUUUUUUAAUUUAAUAAACAUUGUAACCACAUUUAAUGGUCUAAAACCCAUAGCAUUUUAGUCAUGUCAACCCACUAAACUGUUUAUCAUGCAGAUAGGAUUUUCUGGGGGAGAUUUGUGCACCAUUUCCCAUUGUAAAAUACAUGUUUUAAAUGUCCUGUACUGCUAAUGAAAUUUCUUUCUCUAUGUCUGAGAGUUCUCCAGUGGAAUUACUAUGCACUUCUUUACGUUUCAUGGGGAUGCACAGAACAAAGUAUUAUGUUCUCUCAUUGUCUAUUUGUACCAGCCUCGAAUUACUUAUAUUUAACCAAAAAAUGAAAAUGAGCAAAAGGAAAAAAAAAACACACAAAAAACAAACAAAAAAACCAACCUCCUAUUUCUAUUGAGUUUUUUAAUACUAAGUUGCAAAUUUUGGAGUCUUAAUUACUUUUUUGUUAUGAUUUCUUUGCAAGUUUACAUUUUUAAAUUGUUUAACUUUCUUAAUUUAGUAAUUAAAAAAAGAACAUUUUA
Antechinus flavipes (yellow-footed antechinus) is the source of this 3871-nucleotide messenger RNA. RefSeq names its product FYN proto-oncogene, Src family tyrosine kinase (gene FYN). Lineage: Eukaryota; Metazoa; Chordata; Mammalia; Dasyuromorphia; Dasyuridae. Gene Ontology annotation, biological process: cell differentiation; protein phosphorylation; T cell receptor signaling pathway. The record is from RefSeq and is a predicted model, not a curated record. The coding region runs from base 582 to 2351 and encodes 589 amino acids. The transcript has 13 exons. Gene Ontology annotation, molecular function: ATP binding; non-membrane spanning protein tyrosine kinase activity; signaling receptor binding. Gene Ontology annotation, cellular component: extrinsic component of cytoplasmic side of plasma membrane.